Molecule: messenger RNA, 2074 nt
Organism: Schizophyllum commune H4-8
Lineage: Eukaryota; Fungi; Basidiomycota; Agaricomycetes; Agaricales; Schizophyllaceae
Exons: 3
Coding region: 350-1915 (521 amino acids)
Source: RefSeq, a predicted model, not a curated record
ACUUUCCCGAAGCGAAUUCUGUAUUUCAGGCUAUGCAUGCUCAACUCAUGGAACUUCUUUCCUCUCGGAGUACGUUGAUAGCGGUUCCCAUUAAGGCCCCUCCGUUACCGACCCGGUGUGCCCUUUGUUUCUUUUUGGGGAUAUGGUUGUUCGCGGACCACGAGAAGUCGCCCGGAAAAGGUUACCCUUGUUCUGCCUUGACGACGGGACAUAGAUAUAUCAUGAGUCUGUGCUCCAAUAGCUACUCUACUCUCUUGUCUGCUGAUUCUUAGUGUGCGCCCGGUGCGUCUCCGACUUGAAGUUCGCGAUUCAUCCUUUUCUCUCGGUGUUCUUAUACGGACGAAAUAGCAUGUCUUGGCCGCCGAAUCCCCUCUAUCCGCAGUCUAUGAUGUGGCCACAGCCAUCUGUCCUUCCGCGCGAGAUGUCAACGCCGGAGCCGCCGCCCCUCAAGCGCGGUAGUCAUCUCGUCGAUCUACCGCUUCUCACUCCCGGCCUCACCAAUCGUGACUCGGGACUCGCGGAAUUGGGGGUCGCCGAGCAGCCAGUCAACCUGUUCGGCGAGGUCGUAUCUUCCCAGCCAUCCCCGAAGACCUCCUCUGAACCGGACACGUCGUCGAUCAACCGUCUUCCCUUCGAGCUCCUCUCCGAGAUAUUUUCCCUCUCGUUACCCCUCGUCGAUCGCUCCUGGUCAUUUGGCGAGACCCUUGCUGCGCGGAAGGGUGGAAGCAGCCCAAAUGUGCCUUCGCACCUUCGCUCGCCCGCUGUCCUUACGGCUGUUUGUACCCAUUGGAACGCCGUUGCGACCAGUACUCCCCGCCUCUGGACUAGAAUCCUUGUCGACGACCUCUGUGCGCGCCGGCAGCUGCACUGGGUCUCGCUACAUAUCAAGCAUUCGGGCACUCUUCCCCUCGUUCUACAUAUACGCACGAAGCCUCGGGACCCUCCCUCAGCCCUUGUAGCCUUACUCCAUGCCAUUGUCCCUCAUGCAAAACGAUGGCACACAAUCGUUCUCUUCGCAGAUCGCUUCAGAGUCGCCGACAUGCGCCUCUUGUCUACUGCGCGUGCGGAGUCGCUGGCGUCAGCUGCAAUCUAUGAAGCGUAUUCAGACGUCCGUGAUCAGUUCUGGUCGUGGGCCAUGUCGUUGUCAUCCCUGCGACGGGCCACGCUCUCCCGCGAGGACGACAUACCUACGCUGAUGGAUCGGGCGCCAGAGAUAUGGGAAAAACUGCAGGAUCUAAGCCUCGUGAAGAGCGCAUUCGAAACGCUGGACAUUCUGGAUCUUCUGCGAGAGUGCCCACACAUAGAAACGCUGCAUGUCGAUGCGUUCAAUUGGCCCAUGCAUCGCGGCAGUGACGACCUUCCCAUGGUCGAAGCUCGAAACCUCCAGACGCUCCUCGUAGUCAACAGGGCCACUGACACACAUACCUUCUUCCGUCAUCUUCGCGUUUCCCAGCUUCGCCACCUUGCCAUCGCCGAUUUCGCCCCUCAUUGUUCGAGUCCAGACACUCAGAGGGAAAUGUGGUCUGCCGUCGGAAAUAUGCUUACGAGAUCUGGCGCACGGCUCAGGCGUUUCAUGUAUACUGGCGAUCAGGAGCAGCUAGUGGAGCUAGUACAGCUUGACGCCCUCCGGGACCUAGAGGAGUUGUCGGCCUAUGAAAUGACGGCCACUAAGAUACUGCUGGAAGCGUUGAUCGUGGAGUCAGGCAGAGGCUGCCUUCUCCAUCUCAAUGACCUUUCUCUUGGACCUACGUACGAUAAGGACGCGGUGUUGGACAAGAUGGUGCUAUCUCGUAAGGGUACGCUACAGAUCCUCGAGCUAUGGUCCGUGAUCUAUCCGUACGAUUUUACGGUCCUGAGAGGGGCGUGCGCUGACUGGUUGACAUUGUAUUUCCGGAAUAUGCCAUGCUGGUACUAGUACAGAAUACGUAUAGGUUUUGCAUCAUAUCAUAGCUACACAUCCUAAAGCAUCAGUCUACAUACUGCAUACACCUUGCAGGGAGAAAGUGCUCUCGCCGUAGGCAACAACGUUCGUCGUCAAGCUCAAAGGCAGAUGCUCCACGACCUUGCGUACUGU